Molecule: messenger RNA, 4816 nt
Organism: Armigeres subalbatus
Lineage: Eukaryota; Metazoa; Arthropoda; Insecta; Diptera; Culicidae
Product: protein gustavus-like
Exons: 3
Coding region: 1386-2453 (355 amino acids)
Biological process (GO): proteasome-mediated ubiquitin-dependent protein catabolic process
Cellular component (GO): SCF ubiquitin ligase complex
Molecular function (GO): protein binding
Source: RefSeq, a predicted model, not a curated record
UUUAGUCGCGUUGCAGCUAUCGAAGGAUUUGUUCGUGUUUUCACCGCCUUGCGCCCUGUUCACAGCGCCCAUACUGCUGCUGCUGCUGCUGCUGCCUGACUGUGUAUCCACCACCAUCCAUAGUAGUGUGCACCACGGCCGAGAGAACGUGCGCGAGAGCGUGAAGAGGUAGCUUGACUGUGCUGCUGAGCUGCCUGUAGUUUGGGUUUGGUUCAGGUCGGUCUGUCGGUCGAUCGUUUCGAUUGGUGUGGAGCGUUGUCUGAGCUUCCCCAGUCAGUGUCGUGUCGUCGUCGCCGAAGAAAACACAUCUCCAGCCCCAGUCAGGGAAGCGUAUAUGCGUUCGAAUCGCGCGUGGCGGGUAGUGUAUGUACCUUUUUGCAACAAAGAAGCAAUACAUAAAUUCCAUUUCCUGCAAAGCACAAUAGAGAGCCUCUCGUCGCGAAUUGUUUGUGGAGAAGUUGGCGACUGAACCCGUUGAUGUUUGACACCGGAAACCCUUGCGCGGAUAGAAGUGAGUGUCCUGUUCGAUGUUGGUACCACCUACCGAGCCUGAAGGGUGUGUUGAAGAGUGAGUCUCAAGUUUCCUUAGAGAGCUUGAGCGGAAACUGAGGCCAGUAAAAAAAAGAAAGGACGAUACGAAGAAAACACGGAAAAUCAAUCGGCGUAAAGUUUUAUGUGUUCAGAAGUUCUCGUUCCGAAGCGUGACAGAAAAUAGUCGUUCGAUCGGGGCCUGCCGAUCCAAUCAAUCAACCGCCAUUGAAAGUAUUCUGUUCAGGCGUGUCCGUACUCGCGGCAAAACAUUGUGACAAAACUACGAAACUCAGAGUUACUAAUGAGUGACGAGUCUCGGUAGAAGAGGAGAAGAUUCCAUGGUGUAAGAAGCCAGGAAACAAGUGAGGUAUAUGGAAGAAAUGUGGUUGACGACUUUGUGAAGAAUACCCAACACUACCUACCUAGAUAGUGAAAUAGUGAGCAUUAGAGCAUGCGAAGGAUUAACAAUCAUAAAGGAAGGGUUCAAUCGGUGCGGAAGUUAUGAGUUUGUGUAGUCCUGUAUUUCUGUAAAGUUCAAAUAGUUCUGUUUUAAGUUCCCUUCCUGUAAAUCUCAGUAUAUACCAAGAAGUAAAUCAUUAAAAAGGCCAGUGAAUAGUACAAAUUUUUAAUUUAGUUUGUAUUUAGAGAGCUAUCGAUUUUCUCGCCAGUAAGAGCUAUUUAUUUACUACGACAAAAAAACGGAUGAAGAGAACCCACAAUCGCAAAGUGUGAUACAUAUUCAGAGAGAAAACAAAAGGCUCGGAUAGCAACGUGAAAAGCAAUCAGCAACUGUACCACCAACCCGAACUUCCAGAAUUAGUAUUGGAUACUCAACACAGCUAAAAAUCAUCUAAAUGGAAUUAGCACGUAAAAGAUACAAAAGUAGCCGGGGUCCGGUGCUAAGGUCAAGCGAUCGCCGCCGUCCACAGAGUAUAUCGUCAUCCACCUCAACGUUACUGCCCCGCGUGGUCCUGAACCGCAUCGAUCCCCGUGAGUUUGAGCGCAUUCGAGUUUCGUACAAGGUUGCCAUCCGAAGCACCCGCAGCAGUCGUACUAAUAGCGGGGCUCACCCUGGCAUGAACAUGGGCCAAAAGAUCAGUGGAGGUGUCAAAACGGUCAGCAGCCGCGACCAACCAUCGCCCUUUAUCCCGAAGAUCCCGCGCGAACUGGCGGCGCACUUCCAGCGUCCGGCCCGACUUGAUCUCCUGCUCGAUAUGCCACCGGCCGCUCGCGAAACGCAGAUCAAAUACUCCUGGAACUCGGAGGACCGCUCGCUCAAUGUGUUUGUGAAGGAGGACGACAAGAUGACAUUCCACCGGCACCCGGUGGCACAGAGCACAGACUGCAUACGGGGCAAGGUGGGCUCCACCAAGGGACUGCACGUGUGGGAAGUGUUCUGGUCGACGCGGCAGCGAGGUACACAUGCUGUGAUCGGUGUUGCCACAUCCGAGGCACCACUCCACUCCGUAGGUUAUCAAAGUCUGGUCGGUUCGAACGACCAGAGUUGGGGCUGGGACUUGGGGCGCAAUAUGCUGUACCACAACUCGAAAACCUGCCCCGGCGUCACGUACCCCGCGAUACUUAAGCCAGACGAGACCUUCCUAGUGCCGGACAAAUUCCUAGUAGCGUUAGACAUGGACGAGGGAACGCUCAGUUUCAUCGUCGACGGUCAGUAUCUGGGGGUGGCAUUCCGGGGGCUCAAGGGACGAAAGCUCUACCCGAUCGUGUCCGCCGUCUGGGGGCACUGCGAAAUCACCAUGAAGUACAUCGGUGGCCUCGAUCCUGAACCACUGCCACUGAUGGACCUGUGCCGGCGAGUCGUCCGCCAGAAAAUCGGCCGAACGCACAUGGAGGAGCGCAUCGAACAGCUCCAGCUGCCACAGUCGAUGAAAACCUAUCUGCUCUAUCGGGAUCGAAGAUAAUAGACAACCCAAAAGCCGACUAUUAAUUAUUUAAUAAUAAAUAUUAUCGCUUAUUAUUAUAAUUAUUGGAUAGAUAUUAAUUUUCUCCAACUCCUCAUCCUCUGCCGCCACCGCCGGAUUAACUGAUCAGGGAAAGCAAGCGAAACGCGUGACGAUUGCACGACACUGAGAAGAACACACAAAGCUGCAGAUCAAGACCCGCAAAAAUCGGUUAUCGUUUUUUACAAAAGGCAGUGCUAUUUGAGUUUGCAGGACAGGGAGGAAGCGAUAGGUCUUUUUUGCAAGUAAACUGACACAAACUCCGUGCGAAUAGGGAUAUGUUUUUCCCCACAAUCUCACAUUUUUAAGUAAUACGGACUCUGCGAUAAGUAAACUCUAAGGAAAUAGUAACUUUAGGAGAAAACGUAAAAACUACAGAUGCAAAAUAACAGAAAACUAAGUAUAUAUAUUGGAGAAAAAUAUAUAAAAAAAGGCAAAACAUAUUUUCACUUUUAGAGAGCUGUAAAAAGAGGAUGGAAGAGAGAGGAACGUGUAAGAUAGCGAAUCGAAAUCAAAAGGCGCCAGCACUUUUUUGAUUUUAGCAAUUGUAAAAAAUAUAAGAGAGGAAAAUGGCUGACUUAUCCCUUUUAAUCCGUUAUUUUUUGUCUCUAACCAACACUACAACCCCCACCCCCCCCCUCUUCGAGUAAAGUAAACCAAUCCCGCAAGAAACACACAAUGAACAAAACGGUGGAAAACAUAAUGUGUUCUGUUUUUAAGCUUUUAAUCUGUAUAGUAAACCUAGGCGUCAGAAACAAAGGAUCCGAAGAACUGAUGAACACUACCAGAAGAAAACAAACAAGAUGAACCAGGAAAUACAAGAACAAUACAAAACAAACGUAAACAAACGAAAUGCUACUUCUUUUUUGCAUUUAUCAUCCGAAGCCGUGCUCAGAGGAUGAUCACCGUUCUUCCAUGAUCUACGACAUAAGGCACAGGAGAAAAACAUAGAACACAAAUAGAAACACGGAAGCGCAGCAUAGGACUGACGAAGCAGAACGGGGUCCGUUCGCGUCUUAGGGCAAUACGCGCGUUAAGGAAACCAGGCCAGAUCACAAUGUACUAUUUAUUAACUUCCGUGAACGGGACGGAACGAAACCGACUAGGAAACGCCACCCACGGGUUGAUCGGCCGGAUUGACCCCAAAAGUGCACAACACUGAACAAAAGAGACAAGCAAGGAACCACAAGCAACAAGAACAAGACAUAAAAUAUGGAAUCCGUGUGAUUAUUUUUUUUAUUAUUUGAAGUGAUUUAAACUUAGAUUGAGUAAUUAAACUUUAUUAGGAUCAAGUAAGCAAGUGGGGACGAGUGAAUGUGAUCGAUGCGAGAGAGCGAUCGAGGAACCGAAUUCGGGAUGAGUAUGGCGUCAAUAAAUCUUAGGGUCUUAAGCGUCUGAUAAGCGAUAGCGAGCGGGUGAGAGCGAGGGUACUGUGCACGAGCAUCUAAAUAGGCUCAUGUUUUCCAAUUUGGGACCGAGUGAAAAUUAUUGGUACGAGCGGUGCGUGAGAAUGCGAGAGGCUCAGUCAAUGUGCGACUAUUCUAGCAGUGUAGGGAAUAUGAAUAAUUAAAAAAAAAGUAUCGAACUAGUAGGAGAAGAUCACAGAAUAUUUUGAUUAUACGUCGAAACUUUGAACAAUCGGAAUCGGAAAUCAUGGAAACGUCUAGAUUUGAGUCGGGACAGGGAAUCUUCUCUCAGUUCUGUUCUGGCAUCCAUGGAACGAGCUCUUAUUUUUGAAGAGCACUUUUCCAGUCACAAUUCUUAAGCAGUACCGACUGAAAUCUGACUUCCUAAAUGAGAAUAACUUGAAUGAACCCAUCACCUGCAGAAAUUCUCCUCUCUUCAGAAAACAAGUUUAAUUUACCUUAUUCGGCAGCUCAAAAUGUACAACUCUCUUGAUUCGGGUGCAUCUUCCGCGGUCUGAGCAGUGAUGAUCUAAACUGGUUUAUUGUUAAUUGGAAAUUUUAGUUGCCAUAAAUGAAAUCAAUCUCAAAGAAAUCAGUUACUGCAUUAUUCGUAUUUGAGCAGAAGAAAAACCGACCAGGAGAAGAAACCCGAGUUGAAACUGUACAGUCCUAAAGGGAAUCCUAGUUUUCCUAAAAAAUUUCCAUUCAAAUACCCGUUAGGCAACAAAUCGUCUCUCCAGCUAAAAAGAAAGAGAACAAAGUUGUGAAGUGAUUUUUAUUUUUAUUUUUAGGUUUCUUUGUAUAAAAAUCCGCUUUCUUCUGUUUAACCUCUUCUUUGUUCAAUUUAUUUUCAUUUUUUUGAUUAUAUAGUAUAAAACGAGAAAUAGUCAAAAUAUAGAUAAAUGAUUUUUAUAUGAA